Cyprinodon tularosa is the source of this 4558-nucleotide messenger RNA. It is a transcript of the gene prickle2b, whose product is annotated as prickle homolog 2b. The record is from RefSeq and is a predicted model, not a curated record. The transcript has 8 exons. Lineage: Eukaryota; Metazoa; Chordata; Actinopteri; Cyprinodontiformes; Cyprinodontidae. Gene Ontology annotation, molecular function: zinc ion binding. Bases 544 to 3105 code for a protein of 853 amino acids.
CGCUCCUGCUGCUCCGUGGCUUGUUCUGCUAAUAGAAGCAGGGCUCUGCUGGAUUUCCCUGAGCUUUCGGACAAUCCGCCCGGAUAUUCUCUGAGCAAAAGCGUCUUUUUAAAUACGAGGAGUUUCCAUUUAGGAGGCGGAAUUUAUUUCUGCUGGAAUUUGCGCUGUUCUUUGAGCUUUUGGUCAACACUUUUAGGAACUUGUUAACGAUAUUUUUUUGGUUGUGGGGCGAGACGGGUUGACCUGAGUAUUUGUGCAGAGAGCGAAGGGAGGAGGUGUUGACAAAAGGCGACUUUUAUCCCGUCCCUUCUCGGGACGGCGGGAUAGAUGCGGCAGAGGAUCGCAGAGCGAGUGACGCUGCUGCGCCUUCGUGGCACGGCUGCUGAGCUGGAGAGGUGCGACGCAUUCUACCAUGAGGAGCGUUUGUUUUAGAUCCAAGCCAAGCAGUCCGCUCCGGGCUAUGGGUUUAGUCCGUCUCAGUUUAUAGGAAGGAAGAUCUGUGUACACUGCAAGUGUCGUCGUGAAGAGCAUGCUGUGACAGCCAUGCCGGUGGAAAUGGAGAAGACGGUCACCAAGCUGAUGUAUGAUUUCCAGAGGAACUCGACCUCGGACGAUGACUCGGGUUGUGCGCUGGAGGAGUACGCUUGGGUGCCACUGGGACUCAAACCUGAGCAGGUUCAUCACUACUACAGCUCCCUGCCUGAAGACAAGGUGCCCUACGUAAACAGCCCAGGAGAGAAAUACCGCAUCAAACAGCUGCUCCAUCAACUUCCACCCCACGACAAUGAGGUACGCUACUGCAACAGCCUGGACGACGAGGAGAAGAGGGAACUCAAGCUCUUCAGCAACCAAAGGAAGCGGGAGAACCUGGGCCGCGGCAAUGUGCGUCCAUUCCCUGUGACGAUGCUGGGGGCCAUCUGUGAGCAGUGUGGAGGACAGAUCAACGGUGGUGACAUCGCUGUAUUUGCAUCCCGAGCCGGCCACGGCGUUUGUUGGCACCCUGCCUGCUUCGUGUGCAGCACAUGCAAAGAGCUCCUGGUAGACCUCAUCUACUUCUACCAGGACGGGAAGAUCUACUGCGGCCGCCACCAUGCUGAGAGACUGAAGCCACGAUGCACGGCCUGCGACGAGAUCAUUUUUGCAGAUGAGUGCACCGAGGCUGAGGGUCGGCACUGGCACAUGAAGCAUUUCUGCUGCUACGAAUGCGAGACGGUGCUUGGAGGCCAGCGCUACAUAAUGAAGGAGGGAAGGCCAUACUGCUGCUCCUGCUUCGAGUCUCUCUAUGCCGAGUAUUGCGACUCUUGUGGGGAGCACAUCGGAAUCGAUCAAGGCCAGAUGACGUAUGACGGGCAACACUGGCAUGCCACCGAGGGCUGUUUCUGCUGUGCCCGCUGUAAACGUUCCCUGCUUGGUCGGCCUUUCCUGCCCAAACAGGGACAGAUCUUCUGCUCGCGCUCCUGCAGCUUGGGGGAAGAGCCCAACGGCUCCGAUUCCUCUGAUUCCGCCUUCCAAAGCGCACGCUCCACCAGGGAGUCCAGACGCAGCACCAAAACGUCAAAAAGCGGUGGAAGCUGCCAGCCAGAGAGGUUUUCAGGCGAGGUGGACCCACUUUCUUUACAAAUGGAUUUGCUGAGUCUUUCCAGUCAGACCCCUAGUUUGACUCGUGAGCCACCAUCCUGGCAGAACCAGGAAAUAACGGGUGACGGGUACAGCUAUGAGCCACAACACGAUCAGUCAGUUGACCCUAUUCCCCUCCAGCUCCUCAGCCAGUGUAAUAUAAGGAGCUCUGGACACUCUACCUCUGGACAGAGCAACCAACAGCAUGUCCAGAUGAACAAUGAGAACGGUGGUUUAAAGCGCCCCCCCAUCUCAGCCAUAAAAGGCCAGUCCCUCAAUGAGAGUUGGCUCCAGCAGGGAACUCCAGAGGAUUGCUACCCAUCCAAACUGAGGACCCAAAAGAGCUUAACUGAAGUCCACCACAACGGCUUUUCCUCAGAGAAGCGUUCCAUCAGUUUCCAUGGCUUUCAGAGGGACAGAGAUGGGGCGCCUCAGACAGCUACUCAGGUGGCAAGAAGCAGGAACCCCAUUAAUGCACUUAACUUCACAGAACAGCUGACCCCAUUGGAGCAGACCCCAAGAGGUUCCAUGGAGUCCUUGACUUUUUCCAACACUAUGGGCAACUCAGCAGACGGUGGGGGAAAGCAUCAGGACCACCUCUCUCGGUUUUCCAUGCCUGACCUGAGUAAAGACUCAGGAAUGAAUGUGUCUGAAAAGAGCAACAUGGACACUCUGAACUCCUCCAUGCAGUUUCGCAGCUCAGAGUCUAUUCACAGCUUAAACGGCAGCCAGUCCUACCUGGAAGUGAACCCCCCCAGGUCUUCCCAGUACCAGAUGCAGUAUUGUGACCCUCCAGGAAUGAGAGUUGGUAUGGGUCUGAAUCAUCUGCCUCCAGGCUUCACCUAUCAGGAGGAAGACCGGAUGGUCAGCAGCGCUAAUGCUGCUCGCCUGCCGCCCAUCAGUGAACGCAGUGUAAGUGGUGUCAGUGGACGUGGAGCAAGCGUCCGGACAGAUGCUCCAGAAGACGCCUCUCAGAGGCGUCGGCACCACCAUCACCGCCAGCGAAGAUCCCGCCGCUCCCGCUCUGAAAAUGCUCUGAACCUUGUGGCGGAUCGUAGGGUAAGGCCCCAAGAAAGACCGCCGCUGAGUGUCAAAGAAGAUUAUGAUCGAUUUCCACCACCAAGAAGUGUCAGGGGCCAGUUUGGAGCUGGAGGACAGGGAAGGUACCAGCCUUUUAGGCAGUGCCCCAGAACCACUUCAGACCUUUGUCUGCAGAACCCAGGAGCCAGCAGACGCCCUGGAUUAAACCAGUACUCCUGGGAUGAGUAUUACAAUGAUGACUGGUGCUCCACCUGCUCUUCAUCCUCUGAAUCCGAGGAAGAGGGUUACUUUUUGGGCGAGCCAAUCCCCAGGCCCAUCCAGCUGCGCUAUAUAAACAACCAUGAGAUGGUCCACAAGUACAACAACAUGGGGUUUGGAGGACCCAACCGCAGCGGGCAGCUCCACACCCGCAAACGCAGAAAAAGCAAGAACUGCAUUAUAUCUUAACAUCCGGAGCCUGUCCACAUGACAUUUCUUUUUGUUUAUCAUGACUAAACUAGCAUUCUCCAUUAGAAACAAAGAAAUGUGUUUUUUGUGUGCAAGGUAUGACAUAGUUGAAAUUUGCUAAUGAGUUAAAGCUGGUAGGCCAUUUCAAAAAAAGGCAACGUGGUUUUUCAUUUUAAUGUUUCAUAUUUCUAUGUUCACUUAUAUCAGUGUUUAUCAAAAGCUGAUGUGCAAUUUAUCUAAAACAUCUUUCUUUUUGAUGCAGACAUUCAUAAUAUGUUUGGUAGAGUUUUAUGUUUCCAGUGGAACCUAGAUGGAUUUUCAGUUCUAUUAAAGUUCAUAACCUGUACAUAGAAAAUGAAUUAUUAAUUUCUCCUAAAUUAAGAAAGUGUAAAUAUGAUUGUAAAUGUGGGGCCCAUAUUUUUAUAUUUUGUAAGGAUAGAAGGAGCUAAAUGUCUAUGAUGUAGAGAUAGAACCUAACAAAAACAACGUUUGCAUGUAGUGUUUGGCUGACUUGGUGCUGCAUUUGAAAUAAAGGAGUAUUUCAGUAAGAUUUGGAACAACAGCCAGUGUUUCUCUAGAAAGGAACAACAUAUGGGUGACAAAGUGCAAAACGGCUCCAGUUUUAAUCUGCUGAAUACAUAAAAUGACAGACGGUGUGGUUGUGGGGGCUGAUUAGAGUCAUCCUCUGGAUUGUUAGCGGGUGAUGGGGCAGUCACAGUCAAACUCUAUUGUCCUGCUAACAAAUGAGAGAUUAUUUCAUCAACUCUCUGGGCUGAAGAAGUUGUUUACUAACAGUUUGGAUGUCAGGUUAUUAAAACCAGGUGAUGUUUUCAUGAAAGUUGUAAGACAGUUUCAGAAAGCCAAUUGAAAAUAUGCUGACAAUGGGAUGAAAUCCUAGACAAUUCUUUUAGUCUAGAUUACUAUUAGAGAAAUCCACCCAUCCAUUUUCCUUCACGCUUAUCCCAGUGGGGGUCGCAUGGCGGGGUUCACCCUGGACAUGUUGCCAGUCCAUUGCAGGGCAACACAGAGACAAACAGGACAAACAACCAUUUACACACACCUAAUGAGAAUUUAGAAAAGCUAAUUACCCAACAGUCAUGUUUUUGGACUGUGGGAGGAAGCCGCAGUACCCAGAGACAACCCACACAUGCACAGGGUGAACAUGCAAACUCCAGGAAGAUCCCGGGCCUGGAAUCAAACCUGUAACCUUCCUGCUUCAAGACAGCAGUGCUACCCACUGCCCACUAUGCAGCCCUGUCACUUUGAAGCCUUCCUUAUCUUAAAAUAUUUAAAAACAUUCUCAUCAUGUAUGAUAUUUCGAAUGCUGCAUUACAUGUUUUUGGCCCCUUUUUUUGUCCCAUCAGACAUAUUUGCAGAACUGGCCUGUUUACAAUUGUAUAUUUGUCCUGACGGGUCCAGUCUUCAAUAAACUCUUGUGUGGUUUCUGUUGGGA